AUGCAGAUGGUGUCUGUUCCAGCCCAAGGCUUUGGUAACUUUUUUGAGGGAGAUUGUUACAUUGUAAUUUAUGUGAGUGACAAGGGCUCAAGCCAGUCGGCUGACAUCCACUACUGGAUAGGGAACUCUUCCUCUCAGGAUGAGCAAGGUGCAGCAGCCAUCUACGUCACCAAGCUGGACGAGCACCUGGGUGGGAGUCCGGUCCAGCACAGGGAGGUGCAGGGUAAUGAGUCACCGCUGUUCAGGAGCUACUUCAAAAAUGGCCUCAUCUACAAGAAGGGUGGAGUGGCCUCAGGUUUUCAUCAUGUUGACACAAAUGUCUACAACGUCCUGCGACUGCUACAUGUCAAAGGGAGGAAGCAUGUCACCGCGACAGAGGUGGAGGUGUCAUGGAACAGCUUUAACAACGGAGAUAUAUUCCUGCUGGAUAUGGGGAAAGCCAUAGUGCAGUGGAACGGCCCCCAGAGCAACAGGAGAGAAAAGCUCAAGGCCAUCUUGUUGGCUCAGGACAUCCGGGACAGAGAGAGAGGAGGUCGAGCUCAGAUUGGUCUGGUGGAGGGCAGAGAUGAGCAGGCCUCUCCAGAGCUCAUGAAAGUCAUGAUGGCGGUGCUCGGCCCAAGAACUGGGCAGCUGAAGGAGGCCAUUCCUGAUGACGAACCUGACCAGGUCCAAAACACCAAUGUCAGACUCUACCACGUUUUUGAAAAUAGCGGGAACCUAGUGGUUCAAGAAGUGGCCACGCAGCCUCUAACACAAGAUCUGCUGCACUCCUCUGACUGUUACAUCGUGGACCAGAGAGGCUCUAAUGUGAUGGUGUGGAAAGGAAAACUGUCCUCCAAGGAAGAGCGGCAAGAAGCCCUUAACAGGGCAGUGGGCUACAUCAAAGCCAAGAACUACCCAUCCAGCACCAAUGUGAAUGUGAUGACCGAGGGAGGAGAGUCAGCAAUGUUCAAGCACUUGUUCAAAUCCUGGAGAGAUAGAGGGCAAACUCAGGGUUUUGGUACCACCUACAGCAUGGGAAAGAUAGCAAAGGUAGACCAAGUAAAGUUUGAUACAAUGGAGCUCCACGCACGUCCUGAACUGGCAGCACAGCAGCGCAUGGUGGAUGACGCCUCUGGAGAUGUUAAGGUGUGGCGUAUUGAGAACUUGGAGCUGGCAGAAGUAAAUCCAAAUACUUAUGGACAGUUUUAUGGAGGAGACUGCUACUUGGUGCUGUACACAUAUCAAAGAUCAAACCAGAAGCAGUAUAUACUCUACAUGUGGCAGGGCCGUCAUGCCACUAAAGAUGAGAUCACAGCCUGCGCCUACCAGGCUGUCAAUAUUGAUAACAAGUACAAUGGAGCCCCGGUCCAGGUUAGGGUGGUCAUGGGAAAAGAGCCUCGCCAUUUCCUUGCUAUUUUCAAAGGCAAACUCGUCAUCUUUGAGGGUGGUACAGGCCGACCUGGCGUGGUCGCCCCUGACGGAGGUGCCAGGCUCUUCCAGGUCAGAGGGACUAAUGAGCUGAACACCAAGGCCACUGAAGUGCUGGCACGGGCCUCGUCUCUCAACACCAACGAUGUUUUCCUGCUGAAGACCGACCAUAUAAUCUACCUGUGGUAUGGAAAGGGCUGCAGCGGGGAUGAGAGGGUGAUGGGGAGAGCGAUGUCUGAUGUGCUGUCCAAACAGGACAAGCAGGUGGUGAUGGAGGGCCAGGAGCCAGCUGAAUUCUGGGUAGCUGUGGGAGGAAAGGCUCCCUAUGCCAGUGACAAGAGACUGCAGAGGGAGGAGCCUCCCCACAGUCCCCGGCUGUUUGAAUGCUCCAACCAGACAGGUCAGUUCAGAAUGACCGAGGUGGAAGACUUCGCCCAGAGCGACUUGGACGAAGAAGAUGUCAUGCUGCUGGACACCUGGGAGGAGAUUUUCUUGUGGGUUGGAAACUCAGCCAACGAGUAUGAGACCAAGGAGGCAUGGAAAAGUGCACAAGAAUAUCUGAGGACCCACCCAGCAGGCCGCGACCCCGACACACCCAAAAUCAUUGUCAAACAGGGAUACGAACCGCCCACCUUCACUGGCUGGUUCAAUGCAUGGGAUCCUCAUAAGUGGAGCGUGAGCAACUCUUAUGAGGAAAUGAAAAAAAAGCUGAGUGAUCCAGCAUCUCUCUCACAGAUCACUGUUGAUCUGAACAACACUGAUCUCAAUAAAAGUCCUGUUGGGGUUAGUGGAGGUGGUAACAGGGCUCCAGGAGGCCCCACAAGCUCCCCUCCAGUCUAUAGGUUCCACGGAGGUGAUCUGUCCCCCAGACCCUCUACUCCCACCAGCCCGUCCACACAGAGAGCUCAGUCUUCUGCGUCCAUGACCCAGUCCCCCUCUUCUAGCUACACUCCAUCAUCCCCCGCUGGUGGCACUGUGUCCCCCUCUGCUGGAGGCUCUGGGAUGUAUCUGGACCCAGAGCUCCUCGUCAACAAGUCUCCCAGUGAUCUGCCGCAGGGGGUGGACCCCAGCCAGAGAGAGGACUACCUGUCUGAUGCGGAUUUUGAGAACCUGCUCGGAACGAGUCGCUCAGACUUCAUGCGCCUGCCAAAGUGGAGGCAGAGUGACAUGAAGAAAAAAUCAGGACUUUUCUGAAAAAGUUGGAUUACAUGAAGUAGUUGUCAAACCUUUAAAACAAAGGUAGCAUUUUAGCUGCUAGCUGAAAUAUGGAAUUGGUAGAGGCCUUGAUCAUUUCACAGCAAUAGAGUUAAAGUCAUUAAAAUGUCUACUAGAAUUAGCUUAAUAAUAUGAUUGUGAUUUAAAAGAAACUGAU
This is a messenger RNA of Perca flavescens (yellow perch), 2782 nucleotides long. RefSeq names its product villin-like (gene vill). The transcript has 18 exons. Bases 1 to 2604 code for a protein of 867 amino acids. Gene Ontology annotation, cellular component: cytoplasm; actin cytoskeleton. NCBI's taxonomy places the organism in Eukaryota, Metazoa, Chordata, Actinopteri, Perciformes, Percidae. Gene Ontology annotation, molecular function: phosphatidylinositol-4,5-bisphosphate binding; actin filament binding. The record is from RefSeq and is a predicted model, not a curated record. Gene Ontology annotation, biological process: cytoskeleton organization; actin filament severing; barbed-end actin filament capping.